AUGAAGGCCCUGGUAUUCCUGGCAUUGCUUGGAGCAGCAUUUGCUGCACCUGAGGAUGAUAAGAUUGUCGGAGGGUAUGAGUGUCCCAGACACUCCGUCCCCUACCAGGUGUCUCUGAACGCUGGAUACCACUUCUGCGGUGGAUCCCUCAUCUCCAGCCAGUGGGUGGUGUCUGCUGCUCAUUGUUUAAGUCGUAAGUACAGGAAUCGUGUCCAGGUCCGUCUUGGUGAGCACAACAUUGCUGUAAAUGAGGGCACUGAGCAGUGGAUCGAUGCUGCCAAGCUGAUCAAGCACUCGCAGUACAACAGCUACAACCUGGACAAUGACAUCAUGCUGAUCAAACUGAGCCGUCCCGCCACCCUCAACAGCUACGUCCAGACUGUGGCCCUGCCCUCUCGCUGCCCCGUGGCAGACGAGAACUGCCUGGUGUCUGGGUGGGGCAACAUGUCCGCCAACGGCAGCAACCUUCCUGACAGGUUGCAGUGCCUGAGGCAGCCCAUCAUCGAUGACAGGAUCUGCAAAAGCGCCUACCCCCACCUCUUCACCGAGAACAUGGUUUGCUCCGGAUUCAUGCAUGGAGGUGCCAGCAGCUGCCAAGGAGACUCUGGUGGUCCUCUGGUGUGUAAUGGUCAGCUGCAGGGAGUCGUAUCCUGGGGUUACGACUGCGCCAUGCAGGGACACCCAAGCGUCUAUGCUCGUGUGUGCCGCUACAACAGCUGGAUCAGCACCGUCAUGAGAAACAACUAAACACACAAAAAGUCACCCGUACAUCCACGUACAUGCUGACGUUACCACGCCAAACGCGGUGCUCGUCCUCACUUUAUUCAUAUACAUCUCAUAAAUAAAGUGUUCAGGCAUAAUAUUCUGCUACCAUCUGUUAAGACACAGAGUUGGAUAAAUGAAUAAAAACAUACUUUA
Messenger RNA from Scatophagus argus, 918 nucleotides. Its product is annotated as trypsin-3-like. Gene Ontology annotation, molecular function: serine-type endopeptidase activity. Lineage: Eukaryota; Metazoa; Chordata; Actinopteri; Scatophagidae. The transcript is spliced from 5 exons. The coding region runs from base 1 to 747 and encodes 248 amino acids. Gene Ontology annotation, biological process: proteolysis. The record is from RefSeq and is a predicted model, not a curated record.